AUGACUAAAAAAAAUGGGUAUAAACUGCUUGUAGAGUUUUUCCUUUUUUACACUUUAUUGCUCAUUCCUGGUACGGAGUCCUACGUUCGAAGUAGCACCGGCGGUAGGGACAUAAUCAGUUGGAGUAAUUUUAGCGGAGUCCUCACGGAGGGCACGAUUCAGAGGAGGCGCCUUCCGUGGUUGGUGAGGAGUACCGCAGUGCCACGUCCACAGUUGCCUCCAUCGCAGUUAGAGCAGGCAACACAAAUUGCACCACAACCAUCACCCGUGGAGCCAACAAAACCCGUCAAGCUAAAAAAAAAAGAAAAAAAAAUACUAAAAAAGUACAAAGAUUUUCUAGAUAUUUUGCCCAAGAGAGACAGCGAAUAUGCAAUAAACGAAGCAAUCGAAAAAAUAAAAACGUUGGCUGUACAUAAAUUUGUCGAAAGUAUCGACAUAUAUCUGUCCUUUAACCAGAAGAGGACCAAGAUGAACAAAAAUGACAACUUAAAGACCUUCAUUACAUUUCCACAUAAUUUGAAAAAAAAAAGAGCAAAAACAGUAUACGUGGUGACGAACAGGGAUCUUCAGAAGAAGGCCACCGACGCAGGUGCUGACGUCGUUGGGGAAGACGAUCUGAUCAACAAAAUUAAAGAAAGAGAAAUCCGACUGAAGAAAAAAAAUAACAAUUUUUUACUCUGUACAAAUGACGUGAUACACAAACUGGCGCGUGUUGGAAAGGAGGUGGGAAGUAAAGGACUGAUGCCAAAUGAAAAGUCUGGAACAUUGGUGAGUGAAUUUUUACUCGAAAAGCACGUGAAGCUUUUUAAGUUCGGCAAUUCAUAUAUUUUUAAGCUGAACAAAUUAAACACGCUAAAUUUAAAUGUGGGGGAUGUGUACAUGUCAAAUGAUGAGAUACGAGAAAACAUUUGUCACCUUUUCGAUCAUUUGGAUAAUUUGGAGUUUUUUCACUUCAACUCGAAGAAUUUGAAGUCCAUUUUUCUGAGCAGUACCAUGGGCUUCCCCUUCAAAAUUAAGAAGAACUUUCUCUAG
Plasmodium coatneyi is the source of this 1032-nucleotide messenger RNA. RefSeq names its product 50S ribosomal protein L1. The coding region runs from base 1 to 1032 and encodes 343 amino acids. The record is from RefSeq and is a predicted model, not a curated record. NCBI's taxonomy places the organism in Eukaryota, Apicomplexa, Aconoidasida, Haemosporida, Plasmodiidae. The transcript has 2 exons.